CACAAAUCAGAAAACGUCUGCGGUAUAACCUUCUAGAAGUAAUCAGCUUCAUAGCGACCUUUUCUCUUUGGCCCAAAACUCCCAAACCCUUUAUAUACAACACAUUUUUCUCCACCACCACUGAAACCUCCACUGCUACCGCUCUUUUCCCAUUUUCCAAUCCUACCUUUUUCUCCUCUAACUAAUUUUCAUUUCUGGGUGGGUGAGGAACAUAGGCAAUUCGGGAAAUAUGCUCAAAUUCAUGCCACCUUCAGCAGAAUCGGCGCUUCCCAGAAAUGGGUUUAAGAAAAUCAAGGCAGAGUCCAACAUAGCGACCAUAGACGUGGGAGGCCAGCUCUUCCAGACCACCAAGCAAACCCUAAACCUAGCCGGCCCGGACUCGCUCUUUUCCAGAAUUUCCGAGUCAGCCUCAGCUCAACUCGCUCCGCCGUUCAUUGAUCGAGACCCGGAGCUCUUCUCGAUUCUCCUGUCGCUUCUCAGAACAGGUAAUUUGCCCUCAAAGGCCAAAGCUUUAGACCUGCAAGACCUAAUUUUCGAAUCCCAAUUUUAUGGCAUCGAAACGUUUUUGAUGAAUUCGCUAUCGAACCCAUCUCAUUUUGAUGCUUUUAACCUCGAGAAGUCGUUGAUUUUGCCCUUGAAUGGCCGAGACUCGCCGUCUGCAAUUGCCACGACGCCAUUUGGCUCGGUCCAUGUAGCGCACGGCAGCAAAAUCACGUCUUUUGAUUGGUCGCUCAGGAAAAAGUCGACGAUUUUGACCCAAUUCACCGCCGUCGAUUCGAUGCUAGCGAUAUCGCCGAGGUUGGCCGCGGUGGGGGCAACUGACUUCUCGGGUCUCCAAAUUCUUGACCUUGAAAACGGGUUUGUGAAGGAGACUCUCAAUUGGGAGAAUGUGACGAAGACUGGCUCAACAGUGCAAGGAAUUGGGUCCUCACCUGAGUUUCUCUUCGCUAGUUUCGAAUCAGCUCGGAGGAACUCAAAUUCCAUUAUGGUUUAUGAUUUAAAUAGCUUGAGCCCUGUUAAUGAGAUUGGUCAUUAUGAAAUUUAUGGUGCCGAGAUUAAUUCAGCAAUACCGGCCACGAAAUUGAAUUGGGUUUCAGGUUAUGGUCUGUUAAUGGCGUCUGGGUCUCACAGUGGACCUUCAGGAGUAUUGGGUAACAUUAAAUUUUGGGAUACAAGGUCUGGGAAUGUAGUUUGGGAAAUCAAGGAGAAUGUUGAUUGCUUUUCGGAUGUCACAGUUUCUGAUAACUUAUCAGCAAUAUUCAAAGUUGGUGUGAAUACAGGCGGGAUGUUCUUUGCGGAUUUGAGAAAUAUAGGUGCAGAGAAUCCAUGGGUUCCUCUUGGUGAAAGGAAGAAAGUGGUUAAUGGGAAGAAGGAAGGUUCUGGGUGCAAGAUUGAAAGCCAUGGAAGCCAAGUGUUUUGUAGUAAGGGAGGCAACAUAGAGCUAUGGUCAGAGGUAGUGGUGGGCUCUAAGAAGAGCAGUAAAAAUGGGAUGGAGGAUGAUAGGCUCUUCAGGAAGAAUUUAAUGGGGAGAAUGAAGGAUAUGGGAGGUUCCAGGAUAACCAACAUGGCUUUUGGAGGGAACAAGAUGUUCAUGACCCGGAAGGAUCAGCAAACUGUUGAGGUCUGGCAGAAUUCAGCUAGAGGAUUUUAAUCCCAAAAGAAUUUAGUUGGAAUUGGUAGAUGGGGGAUUAAAUUGACUGAUAUCAUCCAGAUUCAGUCACAUUUUCUUGUAACAUUGUUUCGUAGAUUGAUUUGUUUGUAAAUGAUCUUGUAGCUUGUCAAGUCUCAUUCUUUUGUGUGCUAAUUAGCAUGUCUAUCAAUUGUUUAUAAAUGAUUUAUUCAGAGAAUUUAAUGAGUUAAGUUAUAUU
Messenger RNA from Prunus mume (Japanese apricot), 1868 nucleotides. RefSeq names its product BTB/POZ domain with WD40/YVTN repeat-like protein. Gene Ontology annotation, molecular function: protein binding. The record is from RefSeq and is a predicted model, not a curated record. NCBI's taxonomy places the organism in Eukaryota, Viridiplantae, Streptophyta, Magnoliopsida, Rosales, Rosaceae. Gene Ontology annotation, biological process: protein homooligomerization.